GUAGCAGGAUUCGUGCCUGCUGUGGGCCCGCGCCCCUCCGGGGGUUGAUGCGCGGGCGCUGCCGAUGGGGCUUGAUCCGCGAUGGGCGCUGGCGGGGAAGGAUGGGGGCGGAUUGAGUCGCCGGGGCCCGACCUGCGGCCUAGGCCGCUGGGGCAAUGUGAGGGGACUGGCCUCGUGGCGGCCCGGACGGGGCUGGGCUGGCAGCGGCGGGCGCUUGUGCGGGAGAGGGGAGCCCCCCCGAGCUGCGGACGGAGGCCGCCGGUGCAGGCCCGGCGGGGAGGGCAGGGCAGCGCCCCGCGUGUGAGCGCUGCGGCCUGGGCUCCGUGCUGGCGGCCCGGGGUGCCUGCUGAGGCGGGGUUUCCCUUACCGAGACUCGCCUGGGAGCCCUUUUCCCGUGGGAAAUACUCCUGAAAGGUGGCGAGCUGGCAUGUGCCUGCCGCAGAGAUUAGCGCUAGGGCUUCCCCCCCCCCCCCCGCCCACAGCUUCUGCACUAGACUUCAAGAAGUGUUGUGCCAAAUGUAUUGUUGUAGGAUUAAGGGUUACCCGCUCCUCUGUUAAGCUAAUGCUUGGAAGCAGCUGCCAGGCCGGGGAGGGCCAUUUCAUUAUGGGGGAGGUGGAGGUUGUCCCCUGCAGAACAUCUUAUUAGUAGAUGAGGAGACGGCCUUCCCUGUCUCGUGAUCUCUGGGCAAUAGUUAACUUUCUAAGUGUUACAGCUAAAGGCCUCGUGUUAACAAAGUAGUGUGUUAGCUCACUUGGAGUUCCACGUGCCUGCACAUGAUGAAAACUAUGUUGGUAGGGACAUCUGAGAGGGUGAUGAAUACCAACAUAUCUGAGCUGGGCAUGGAGUAGUGUGUGGUGAUGUACCUGGGAUGGCUGAAACGCUGCACAGUCCUUCCUGAGCAGCCAGAGGAAGUUUGGGACUGGUUGACUCUGUGGUUAUGUGCUGGAAUUGAAACUAGAAAAUUAGCAAGUCGGGUGGUUCUGUCCUGCUUAAAAAUAGGAGCUAGCGGUUAUUUUUGUGGCCUUGUCUCUUCAAAGGCCUGAUGUGUAGAUGGCAUCAGUUUAAGAUGCAUCAGCUACACUUUUCGCAUUUACAGCUGCAAAACAGAUCUGCCACAGAGUAUGGGGACCUGAUGCUACUUCACAAGGAUCUGAAUCAUGCACUUGGAAGACUUGCAGAAGAAACAUCACCUGGUGUUGGGAGAUGAAGUGAUAAGCUGUGCAAGGCUGCUCUGGACAGAGGAUGCCUGUGCCUCUAGUUUGAGAAGCUGUUUAACCUGUUACUGAUCUUGGUGCCUAAUUGAAGGCUUCCAGUGUGUUUCUCAUUGGGUGGCUGGCAUGCUGGAGCUGGGAAGUGGUGCAGUUACUAGUGCUACCAGUGAAAGGUGAAGCUGCUGGGGAGUUUGUGUGAGAAACAAGUAACUUAAGUCUGAGGUAAGUGUAGAGUACUUGGAUUUUGGUAAUUACUGGAAUACAUGUCUUUGUGCUAAAUGCCUAGACAGGGGUGCCUAAAAUUAGUCCAAUAAUAAAUCCGAUCUUUCCUUUGUUGUAUUCUUUCUCCUACUCUGCUACUGUGGGAAUAAAAGUGUUGUGCUUGAAGGAAGAAUGCACUUCUAUGCAGUUCUGAAUUUGACUUGAAAAAGGGCUGCUUUUGUGCAGAUCCCCUGACAAUUCCUGAACUGUGGUCAAUGGUGAAUUUGAGUUGUUUGUAUGAACAGAAGGUGUGGCCUCAAUGACUAAAAACUGUGUUUAUUGCUGGUUUUCUUCACACAAUGGAAAUAGUAAAGGAGCUGGAUCAGUGGAGACCACUUAGUCAAUACAUUGUUGAUUAUGUAGUAGCGCAAAACGCAUCAGCAAAUGUAACUCUGACAACUCACAUCCGAUGUAUCCAAUUAGUCUGAACCGACCCUGUAAUGCUGCACUUAAACUAAAAAGAAGACACAACCCUAUAUGCUGUGGUUGUCACUACCCAGGAUUUUUUGCUGAUCUUGGUUACAUUGGCCAUAUACAAAUUUAAGAUUAAGUUGUAAUGAUUACUGCACAAACUUGUUUCCUCCAACAAGCCUGGCUUUCCUGUCUAUAGGUUUUCAAGAUGAUUUCUAUGGGACUUCUGUUUUAGGUAUCAAAACUCAGUGGAUACAGCUAUGUUGGGGAGAGACAGUAUCAAAAAACUAGUAACAUUGUAAUUUUCCCCAGUUAUUCCAGUAUUAGUAAUUUAGUAUUUCCAAUCUAGUUAGGAUUUGUAAACUUUGUAUUUGGUGUUGGGUGUUGCAAGCUGAAGUUCUUGUCAGCUGCCAGCUGAAACGUAGCCUCUUUGUAGAUAAAAUUGGUUUGGUGAGUAGAAUUUCAUAGAUGAGUAAUUUAACUUGGAUAUAGUGAUGUCCGUUAUUCUGAAACAACUUCUUUUUCAGGAAAGGACUGUGCUGUCUGCAACCUCAUUAGGUAGGGAGGCAACUUCAAAACCACUGUAUAAAAAACUGAGAAGCUCAAUGACACCCGGAAAGAAGCUGCAGGGUCUUGUAGCUGCUACAGUCACUCCAAUGACUCCUGAUGGACAAAUUAACCUUUCGGUGAUUCGUCAAUAUGUGGAUUAUCUGGUAGGGGAGCAGAAUGUGAAGAACGUUUUUUUGAAUGGCACAACAGGAGAAGGACUGUCCCUUAACAUCCAGGAGAGGAAGCAGUUGGCAGAAGAAUGGAUACACCAAGGAAAAGACAAAUUGGAUCAUGUGAUCAUUCAUGUGGGAGCACUGAGUCUGCCAGAAUCCCAAGAGCUGGCAAGACACGCAGCAGCCAUAGGUGCCAGUGGUAUUGCUGUAAUAGCCCCCUUCUUCUUCAGACCCGCAAACAAAGAUGAACUGACUGCUUUCUUACAGAAGAUUGCGUCUGAAGCCCCUGAGGUUCCAUUUUAUUACUAUCACAUUCCUUCUCUGACAGGUGUGAAGAUUCGCGUUGAAGAGUUGCUGGAUGGCAUAAAAGAGCAGAUCCCCACCUUCCAGGGAGUGAAGUUCAGCGACACGGACCUCUUGGACCUUGCACAGUGUAUAAACAAGAAUGAGAGAGAGCAGUUUGCAUUCCUGUAUGGGGUGGAUGAGCAACUGUUGAGUGCACUGGCAAUAGGGGCAAACGGAGCAGUUGGAAGUACGUACAACUAUUUGGGCCGAAAAACCAAUCUGAUGUUGCAAGCCUUUGCAAAGCCAGACCUUGCAUUAGCACGGAAGUAUCAGUUUCUCACUGGGGAAUUUCUCAACUUUGUCAUCAAACUAGGUUUUGGUGUUGCACAGACUAAAGCUGUAAUGACUUUUGUUUCUGGCAUUCCCAUGGGACCUCCACGGCUUCCACUUGUUGAUGCCUCUGAGGAGUUCAUCAUCAAGGCCAAAGCCAAGCUGGAUAGCAUUAUGUGGCCUGAUGGCAAUUGAUGUUCUGGAAGUGGAGGCUCCUUUUCUGAGUUGGACUGUCACAUGGCACGUUCCCCAUGCGAUGGGCUGCAAUUUCUUUCAGGGAAUUGGCAAUGUGCCUGAGCCCUUUCCCGUUAGGACUGGCUCUGUUGGUGCACAUCUAGCCACCUUUUUGCACAACUGUUCCCCUGGAGCUCUGCACAUUGCAGGACUAGGUGGUUUCUUUUAAUAAAAAAUAAGCAAAUUUUCCCCAAUUGGAGGAUACUGACUCCUUUUGUCUAGAAAGAAGGAAGAUCUGUCUCCAGCCUCCCUACAGCUAGAUUAUGUCUUGUCCAAGGGAGACGUUCAUGAGCACUACACUGAGUGUUUAAACCACGGAGUGACACCGCCUGGUUGUUCGUACCGCUAUCCCACUGUCUGUGAGAAUCACUGGGACACUUGACUGUGCAUGUAAAAUCCUGCUGUUGCCUUACCGUGUUUAUACACCUUUACUUGAUGCAAAAUUAAAAGCAACCUUUUGCAACAGAAA
Messenger RNA from Falco peregrinus (peregrine falcon), 3924 nucleotides. RefSeq names its product N-acetylneuraminate pyruvate lyase (gene NPL). The transcript is spliced from 21 exons. Gene Ontology annotation, molecular function: 4-hydroxy-tetrahydrodipicolinate synthase activity; N-acetylneuraminate lyase activity. The record is from RefSeq and is a predicted model, not a curated record. NCBI's taxonomy places the organism in Eukaryota, Metazoa, Chordata, Aves, Falconiformes, Falconidae. Gene Ontology annotation, biological process: N-acetylneuraminate catabolic process. Bases 2379 to 3416 code for a protein of 345 amino acids.